AUGACCUCACCACGGCUAGCCAAGACACUCGCACUUCUCCUACUCCUGGCGGUAUCGACAGCAGCGAAGGAUUACUACGACCUGCUCCACGUCUCCCGGCACGCGGAUGCCGCUGCCAUCAAACGUGCCUAUCGCAAGGUCGCGCUGAAGUACCACCCAGACAAAGUGCAGGGGACUGAGGAGGAGAAGCAGGCGGCAGCCAAGACCUUUGCCGAGAUUGGCCACGCUUACGAGGUGCUCACGGACGAGAAGAAGCGCCAGAUCUAUGAUCAGUAUGGGGAGGAGGGCCUGAAGCAGAUGGGCAAUAGCGGCGGCGGCCAUCACAACCCCAACGAUAUCUUUGCGCAGUUCUUUGGCGGCUUUGGUUUUGGAGGCCAUGGGCAGCAGGAGGAGCCCCAGACGCCCAAGGGCGAUGAUGUCGUGAUCAACCUGGAGGUCUCCCUGGAGGACCUCUACCUGGGGCGCCAGUUCAAGGUGGUGCGAGACAAGGGUGUGCUGAAGCCGGCGUCUGGGACCCGGAAGUGCAACUGCAAGAACCGAGUGGUGACCAACCAGGUUGGGCCAGGCAUGUACCAGCAGUACACCACCCAGGUGUGCGAGGACUGCCCCAACGUGAAGAUCGUCCGGGAGCGUGAGGAGGUGACCGUGUCCGUCGAGCCCGGCACCCCCGACGGCCACCGCAUCACCUUUUUUGAAGAGGGCGAGCCGCGCGUGGAUGGCGAGCAUGGGGACCUGAUCAUCCAGCUGGUCACGACGAAGCACCCCGUCUUUGAGCGGCGGCAGUCGGGCCUGCUGGCCGAGAUGAACAUCACGCUGCUGGAGGCCCUCACCGGCUUCACGCGCGAGCUCAAGCACCUGGAUGGGCACGCGGUCGCCGUGGGGUCCAAGACGGUGGUACGCCCCGGCGAGCAGCGCUGGUUCAAGGGCGAAGGCAUGCCCAUCAUGGACGAGGUGAAGCGGGGCGACCUCUGGGUGACGUACAGGGUCAUCUUCCCAAAGAUGCUCACACAGGCACAGCAGGACAUCAUCAAGGAGGUGUUGACGCAGACGACGUGGCAUGACGAGCUAUGA
Molecule: messenger RNA, 1071 nt
Organism: Auxenochlorella protothecoides
Lineage: Eukaryota; Viridiplantae; Chlorophyta; Trebouxiophyceae; Chlorellales; Chlorellaceae
Product: DnaJ-like protein subfamily B member 11
Exons: 9
Coding region: 1-1071 (356 amino acids)
Biological process (GO): protein folding
Source: RefSeq, a predicted model, not a curated record